This is a messenger RNA of Aspergillus steynii IBT 23096, 1518 nucleotides long. Its product is annotated as sugar porter family MFS transporter. NCBI's taxonomy places the organism in Eukaryota, Fungi, Ascomycota, Eurotiomycetes, Eurotiales, Aspergillaceae. Gene Ontology annotation, cellular component: membrane. Gene Ontology annotation, biological process: transmembrane transport; carbohydrate transport. Gene Ontology annotation, molecular function: carbohydrate:proton symporter activity. The coding region runs from base 1 to 1518 and encodes 505 amino acids. The record is from RefSeq and is a predicted model, not a curated record. The transcript has 5 exons.
AUGGUUUCCCGUUAUGUUGUGUUGAUUGCUUUGGUGGUCGCCCUUGGGGGGUUUGUAUAUGGCGUUGAUUCUGGCAUCAUUGCAACAACUCUAGGUCACGACUCGUUCAAAUACUAUAUGUUUGGACCAAGUGGAAAGAACGCUGCUUUGACGGGUGCCAUUGUUUCGCUGUAUAAUGUCGGUCAGGCCGUCGGCACCUUUGGUGCAGGCUAUUCAGCCAACCGGUUCAGUAGAAGAUGGACCAUCUGUGCCAGUGCUGUCAUUGCAAUAAUCGGUACUAUUCUGCAGACAGCGGCUGUCAACCCUGGGAUGAUGAUUGCAGGGAGAUUUCUCGCGGGGGUAGGUUGUGGCAUCCUCUUGGCGGUUGUGCCAAUCUACAUUGCUGAGGUAUCUCCUCCUAAGCAACGCGGAAUGAUUGUUGGCCUUCAGGGAUUCAUGAUUUCGAUCGGUUUCUUCGUUGCCAAUUGGAUUGGCUAUGGAGGUGCAUAUGCCAAAGAUGAUGCACAGUGGCGAAUUCCCUUGGCUAUGCAAAUACCCGGGCCUGUGGCAUUGACGAUCGGGUGUUGCUUUAUACCGUAUAGGCCACGAUGGCUCAUCCAGCAGGAGCGUUACGAAGAAGCGCGCGCCGUAUUAGAAAAGCUGCAUGUCUCUGAGAAUGACGAAGACGUGGUCCUUCGAGAACUCGCUCAGAUUCGAGAACAAAUCCAUACUGAGACCGAGCAUGUCACAAGCUUCAGCUCAGCCAUCACGAGUCUACUCUCGCCUCGUUACAUGCACCGUACCCUGAUGGCCUGCUUCAUAUUAAGCAUGGGUCAGUUUAGCGGAUCCACCGUCAUCCAAAAUUAUCAGAACAACUUUUAUGCAACAGUCGGUUUCACUGGAAAGACCUCCCUUUUGAUCAGUGGCAUCUACGGUAUCAUGGGUGUCCUUGGUCAGGUCAUCUAUCUCUGCUUCGCUGCCGAUAAAUGGCCUCGCACUCGCACGCUGUGGGUUGGCUCAAUCUUUUUGUGUGUGAUGAUUGCUAUUUGCAUGGCCUUGUCCGCUAUGUAUGGAGACAAAAGCAAUGGUAGCCUGACCGGCGCUCGUGCGGCAAUCGCCAUGAUUUUCCUAUACUCCUGUGGGUAUGCAGUCUUUUUCAACGCAACCAUUUGGGUGGUGCCUUCCGAGCUCUUCCCCUUUUUCCUUAGGUCGACGGGAAUGGGAUUGGCUGUGUUCUGCAAAUCAGUAUCAGCGAUCAUUCUAUCACAAAUCACGCCGACUGCCUUGCAAAAUGUGAGCUGGAGAUAUUACGCGCUUUUCAUUGCCACCAACUUUGCGGCCGCCUUCGUGUAUUUCUUUUUGCUCCCGGAAACCAGUGGCAAGACGUUGGAAGAAAUCGCUGAAUUGUUCGGGGAUGGUGUCGCAAAGAGUCCCUCGAAACAAGUUGAUGACUCGUGCGACAAAGACGCGCCUUCCGAGAAGCAAGCUACCUUGGAGACGAAUGACCCUAGAUCUGCUCAUGUAGAAAGGAUUGUCUAA